Messenger RNA from Puntigrus tetrazona (Sumatra barb), 1748 nucleotides. RefSeq lists its product as uncharacterized. The coding region runs from base 135 to 1310 and encodes 391 amino acids. The transcript is spliced from 8 exons. The record is from RefSeq and is a predicted model, not a curated record. Lineage: Eukaryota; Metazoa; Chordata; Actinopteri; Cypriniformes; Cyprinidae.
ACACUGAUCGUCUGUCACUGAUACGUGACGCUCAAACCCUGCAGAUCUAAGAAACACCGGACAAAUAUAUUUUACAUUUCAAACACCCUUCAGUUUUAAGUACAUCAGUGUGAUUUCAUCAGUCUUUCUGAAGAAUGUUCAGCCUUUUCUGUUUGGUUUUUCUGCUCAUGAUUUCUGUGAAUUGCAGUCAGAGAUGGGAGGUUCAGUACACAGAUAUGAUGAAAUGUGCUCUAAAGGGUUCAACAGUACAUUUAUCAGCCAGUUAUAAACACCCAAAUCAUCUCAACGUGAAAGAUGAAUUCUGGAUUGUAAACCCAGUUAAAGAUGCAGAACCAGUCAAUCUGUUAAAUCAUCCAAAUUACAGAGGAAGAGUUCAGUUCUUCCGGACAGACGGCCUCUUCUUUCUCAAUCUCAGUGGUGUGAAACAUGAGGAUGAAGGAAUAUACUGCAUCAGAAUCCUGGCAGAUGUAGAUAAAGAAAGAUUUCAUGGUUAUCCUGGGAUUGAGCUCAAAGUGACAGAUCUGAGAGUGGAGAUUCCUGAAGAGGUCGUUGAGGGACAGUCACCUGUUUUAGUUUGUAAAAGCACCUGUAAACUCUCAGAUAAAGCAGACUUUACCUGGUAUAAAGACGGAGAGGAGUUAUCAGAAGGGAUGAACCUGAAUCAUCUGUGGCUGCGGUCGGUCAACAGUGAAGAUACAGGAAACUACAGCUGUGCAGCGAGAGAUCAGAAACAUCUGCCUUCUGCUGCCCUCACUCUCAGUGUUAGAUAUCCUCCUCGGAGCGUCCGGGUGUCCGUCAGUCCUUCUGCUGAAGUAGUGGAGGGAGAUUCAGUGACUCUGAUCUGCAGCAGUGACUCAAACCCUCCUGCUCUGAACUUCAGCUGGUUUAAGGAGAAUCAAAGCUCAGCUGUUGGAUCUGAACAGAGUUUGAUCAUCUCCAGCUUUAACUCCAGUCACAGUGGACUCUACUAUUGUGAGGCUCAGAAUCAACUUGGCUUUCGGAGAUCAGCGUCUGUGUCUUUAACAUCUGCAGGUGUUCAGAAAACCGCUCUGUACGCAGCUGCUGGAGUCGGGGCUGGGAUCGUCUGCAUCUGCAUCAUUACUGUAGUAAUAAAACUCAUCAGGAAGCGAGUGACUCCGUCAGGAUCAGGACGCAGUAAGCCGCUGGAGUCUCCUGAAGACGCCUACAUGAGCCUUGAGCCCAAGUCCAGAUGUUCUGAAUACGACACGCUGGAUAACAUGAAGAGAUCCUGUGAAAACACAGAGCACUCUGAAGAUCAGGAGGCUAUAUAUUACAACAGCAAUUACUGAACAAUUAAUGCUUUGAUGUUUGUUCAUUAUAUAUUUUCUCGCUCAUAUUAAUCAGUUUGAUGUUUGCUUCUGUGCUUUAAGAAAACGCAUUUCUUCCUGCCAUUUGUGUGAUCAGAUGAUGAUAGUGAGAUUGGAAAGUUAAAAAUAGUUGUAGUAGCUCAGAACAUUACUUUUUUUUAAUUGUACACAAAACACCAGCUAAAUAUGAUUUCUCCGGAUGAACGUAUUAAGAUGAAUUAUUAGGGCUCCAAACACCUUGUACGUUUUUGUGUUGCUUUCAGUUUUGAUAAAUGCAGUGUUUCUGUUGAAGACUGCUUGGAUAGUAGUAUCUUAACCGUGCAUUUACUUGUGUUUUUAUCUUGACCUUUUCUUCGUUCGAUUGUUGACUAGGAGCAUUGAGAGUGUUAUUUUUAUCAGACAAUAAAACAUUUUUCCAUA